Messenger RNA from Penicillium vulpinum, 1143 nucleotides. RefSeq lists its product as uncharacterized. The transcript has 6 exons. Lineage: Eukaryota; Fungi; Ascomycota; Eurotiomycetes; Eurotiales; Aspergillaceae. Gene Ontology annotation, cellular component: membrane. The coding region runs from base 1 to 1143 and encodes 380 amino acids. Gene Ontology annotation, biological process: carbohydrate transport; transmembrane transport. Gene Ontology annotation, molecular function: carbohydrate:proton symporter activity. The record is from RefSeq and is a predicted model, not a curated record.
AUGACAGCCACAUGGAGUGGCUUGAUUGUUGCCAUGAUGGGGAUUGGGUCCAUUGGUGGCCUUCCACUAUCAGCUCUAUCUCUUGACAAGCUCGGCAGAAAAUGGGGUAUGGCAAUUGGAGCCACCAUUCAGCUCGUUGGAGCGUUGGUUUCUGCCCUGGCACACAACAUCACGGCAUUGUUGAUUGGGCGCUUCCUGAUAGGCGCCGGCUUGAUCAUCAACGGAACGGGUGGCCCGUCAUGGAUGAUGGAGAUAUCACCACCAUCCCGUCGGUCCCUCUUCACCAAUCUCAUGCUGGCCCUCAUGUCGAUUGCUGGCACUAUUGCGGCAAUUGUCGCGCUGGCAAUCAAUGGUCAUGACACCGAGUGGGUGUGGCGUGGUCCCCUCCUGGGAGAAGUUGCCCCUCCGGCUAUAGGCCUAGUUCUUCUCAUCUUCACUCCAGAGAGUCCUCGUUGGUUGGUUUCUAAAGGAAGAAAUGAAGAGGCUUUCGACAUCCUUGUCCGUCUACACGCCGACGGAAAUCGCCAAGAUACCGUGGUCUGUCUGGAGUUUGAAGAGAUUGUGUCAGCCGUCACAUACGAGCAGGAGCAUGCGGGAUCUUGGAAGAGUCUUGUCUCGACCAUUUUUGCCUCCGUCAUCUUGACUCUGUGCUUUAUCCUUCUCACCAUCCUUAUGUACAAGGCGUCAGUAACUGGAAACACAAAAUAUGGCAUCGGCGGCACAGUCAUUAUCUUCAUUUUCCAAUGGACUGCCUCCAGCUCAUGGAUGCUUCUCGCCUACUCUUACCCACCCGAAGUUCUCACCUUUGCCCAGAGGACCCGCGGUCUUUCCAUCAGUCAGGCAGUUGGUUACGCCCUGGUGACAAUGUUCUCCUACUGUCUACCUAUAGCAGUAAACAAUAUCGGUUACAAGUGGUACGCCAUUCUUGCUUGCUUGAAUGCCGGUAUAUUUUUCAUCGUCUAUUUCGUCUUUGUGGAAACUAAAGGUAAGACCCUCGAAGAGAUUGAUAUUAUCUUCGAAGGCGCCGAAGCUUUCAACGCCCGUCAGUUGGGAACCAGCGUUGGUAAAAAUACUACAAUCAUUGAGGGUAUCGAACCUACAUCAGCGAGCGGCUAUAUGCCUUCUCUCAUCAAAAGCGACUGA